Spodoptera littoralis (African cotton leafworm) is the source of this 1023-nucleotide messenger RNA. NCBI's taxonomy places the organism in Eukaryota, Metazoa, Arthropoda, Insecta, Lepidoptera, Noctuidae. The record is from the annotation of a GenBank genome assembly.
AUGAGCGAAGAGGAGAUGAUGAGAUUGAGGGAGUUGAAGAGGAAUCAUCAUAAUUUUAAGAAGAUACCAUUUAAAUGUGAGGCUUGUGUUCUAGGUUUCACAAGAGAAGAAAAUUAUAAUUUGCAUAUGCAAAAGAAACAUGCAGAGAGUAUAGGACCCUACCAAUGCGAAGUAUGCAGCGUCCGAUUUCCAACAAAAUUAGCUACGGAAAAACACAGACGUAAGCACUACGUCUGCUAUAGAUGUCGCUGUUGUCGAUAUGAGGCGCAUGAGCUCUGGUCAGCGCUGAACCAUUGUAAGACAAAGCAUUUGACCGAUGAACCGGAUAGAAUACAUUGUUCACAGUGCAACGUUGUUGUUAAAACUCCGGAAGAAUUAGAAAAUCACGUACAAAAGGAACAUUCUCUUCAUUGUAAUGAAUGUGGAGUCAAAUUCAAAGCGAGCAACACUUUGAGGAGACAUAUAGCACGUAUACAUUCAGUACUUCGAGACUUCAUAUGCGAUAUAUGUUCGAAGACUUUUAAAACGAAGACUCGUCUUGAAUCGCAUAUAGUGAAACAUAACGCUAACAUAGCGAAGAAGCUGGCUUAUUGUAAUAUAUGUAAUGUGCAGUACAAGAACAUAUAUGUUUAUCGAAACCAUUUGAAAUCCAGUGCUAACCAUACGGAGAAAGUCUAUUCUUGUCCGGAAUGCAGUAAAAAAUUCGCGUCAAAAGUGUACUGGACGAAUCAUUAUAAUUUUUAUCAUUUACGGAAAUCGCAAUAUAAAUGUGAUAGUUGUGAUAAGGUGUUCAUAUCAGAUUGGAGAUUGAAAAAUCACAAACAAAUUCAUCAUGGACUAUCUCGAACCAGGGACCACGCUUGCGAUUUGUGUACUAAGAAGUUUUAUACGCUGGCCACUCUCCGUUCCCAUCGGCUGACUCACUCGGAGCACAGGUCGUAUAUGUGCGAAGAUUGUGGACAUACAUUCAAACAACGAGCUGCAUUAUACACGCAUAAUCGGUUACUUCAUCGACAGACCUAG